UGACACACGACGAUCCGCGGCCCGGCUGCGGGUGACAUCACAUCACUAACGCGUUUCGUUGCUUCCGUCCGACGCUGUGUGGAGCUGCUUCGGCCGAUCGCGAGCCGCUGCUGCUGGCAGACAAAAGCAACAAAGUGAAGCCCUUCUCCGGAUCAACCGAACGUGCCAGAUUUAACUGUUUACGAGCCGAAAAAGAGAGAAAAGCUGCGGAUCCCGUCACUUUACUACACGGAGAUGGAUCGUUCCACAAAGGCCAUGGUCCAGAAAGAUGGCUCCUUGGAAAGACCCAAAGGCCAAGAAAGACCUGCACCUGCAAAUGAGACAGUCUGUCUUCACAGAGACCAAAACUAAAGGUCCUGUGUGGAGAGGUGGAGCUAUCUGAAUCCUAAAUGGAGGAGAGAAACAAGCAGGCAGCCGGUGUCCUGGAGAGCCACACGCACGUCGCAACACCUGCUUAAGAACUGCACUAUUGAUUUACGUGGAAACAAAAAACAAAAUUUAUUUGCUUUGGACAACGCGUAGCUGGUUAAUCUUCAGAAACCCUUGUGCUGCUGUCAUGGACGGGGAGGAAGAAGUGUCUCACUUGAGCGACGAUAUGCUCGACGACUCCGAUAGCUCCAUAGAACAUAAGAAAAGGGAGGCAAAAGAGAGCUGUCUGAAAAUCGAGGGCCAGGACGGCUACGUGUUCAAAUCGUACAGCAUUAAUCCUCACGAGGCAGCAGAUGAGAAGUCAUCUGUUUGUUCCUCAAUGACACUGGACAAAGAUGCUUUUGAUCCUAUCCAUUUAUCUUCUCAGGGUGACCAACUGUUGGACUCAGACAAUGCAAAAGAGAUGGAUUCAGCUUCUCCCACUCUUGUAAGCAAAUAUAUGAACGCACAUCUUGAGGGAAGGACAGAAAAUGGGAAUUAUGAAAAUGGGAACGAAUCAGGUCAACAUAUUAAAGAGGAGAUUGGGGAAGUAAACGGUAUGGAGGAUGAUACUCAGGACUAUGAAAGGCUAGACUUUGGUGGGCCAUUUGGCCCUUUUGUAGCGCGGGACGGUGAUGACUAUAGUAACUUACUAAGUGGAUACACCAGUACCCUUUAUGACGUCGCCAUGGAUGCUGUCACUCAGAGCCUGCUGUCAUCUAUGAGGAGUCAAAGCAACCCAAGGAAAAAAUCUCCUGCAUGGAAUCAUUUCUGCAUAUCCCCACGAGACAGUACCAAAGCAAUCUGUUUAUACUGCAUGAAAGAGUUCAGCCGAGGCAAGAACGAGAAAGACCUCAGUACCAGUUGUUUAAUGAGGCACGUACGAAGGGCUCACCCCACUGUGCUCCUACACGAUGGAGGAGACGCCUCCUAUAAUCUAGCUAGCUCCUUUGCCUCAUCUUUGAUACCUCCCUCCCCAAGCUCACCAAAAAACGGAGAUUUGACAACUAUUACACCUGCCUCAAAGAACACAUCACCGUCCACUUCCUCAGCUGAAAACUCUGACAUGUCAUCCAAAGAAGUGUUACCCAAAGUUGAACCACACCCAGACCCAUUUGUCAGUACUGACCCCAUUUGCAACACGCUUUCGUCCUUACAUUCCAAUGAGAACAUUGUUGAAGAAAUGCCUGAUGGAGGGCCUGAGCGUCUGUCUGGGACCCCAAAAGGUUCUAGUUCCCGCCGGAGAUCAGCUGUAUGGAAACACUUCUACCUUUCACCUGCUGACAAUUCCAAAGCAGUAUGCAUCCACUGCAUGAACGAGUUCAGUAGGGGUAAGAACGGGAAAGACCUUGGCACAAGCUGUCUUAUUCGGCACAUGUGGCGAGCCCACAAAGAGGUCGUGAUUGAGGAAAAUGGACAGGGCAAUCACAUUCCUCCACCUUACACAAACCCACCCUCACUUCUAUCCCGCACGCAGCUACAGGAACCACUGGAAGUAAAAAAAGAAUCCCUUCUCCCAUCCUCGCCUGAAACCAUAUCGGACGGAUUACCCCAAAGUAUGGAGGAAGGCAUGGACGUGAAAGAUGACUGUGAUGAAGUGCUGCAUCUCUCGGCACAGGAGUCCUCUCUCAAUCUCCCCUUCAGAGUCCAGGGUGAGGACACACCCCUAUCUUCCUCACCGUGUCACCUCUCUGAGGGUCCCAGCCUCAACCAAGAUCAUUUGGUGUUCCAGCAAAACAAGAAGAUCAUGAAACGGGUGAAAUCUGAAGUGUGGCACCAUUUCAUUGUGUCGCCAGUGGACCAGUUAAAAGCACUGUGCCGCUACUGUCCAUGUGUCAUCAGUCGGGGGAAACGGGGUGACUUUGGUACAAGCUGUCUGAUGAGGCACCUUAUGAGACGCCAUCCGGAUGUUCUCAAAAACCAAAAAGGCAUAGACGACAAAGACCCUUUCCCUUACCCCUAUGGUAAUCUCACUCCAACAGACGCAGUUUCAGCCAAAGAAACUGAGACUCCCCCCAGUGAGCAGCAGCCACCAGCCCUGCCUGUUUUUAGUAAAAAGACGUCAAAACUGUGGAACCAUUUCUCCAUCUCACCUGCUGACCCCACGAAGGUGGUUUGUUUGCACUGUAGCCGCACAAUAAGCAGAGGCAAAAAGACUACAAACCUCGGCACCAGUUGCCUUUUCAGGCACAUGCAGAGGUUUCACGGACAUGUUCUUGAAAGUAACAAUACUAUCUCAGGUGACGUGCCAUCUGCUGAAAUUCACGUUAAACAGGAGCGCCUGGAUACUUCUGUUUAUGAACAGAACCACGAGAGAUUUGAUGAACAACACCCAGUUGCCAAAAAAAUCACCAAACUUAUCGCAGAAAUGCUCGCACUGGAUCUUCAGCCAUCAGCCAUGGUGGAGAAUACCGGUCUGAACAGACUACUAGAGUACCUCCAGCCCCAGUAUUCUCUACCACAGUCGUCUUAUUUUACCAGCACUGCCAUACCAGAUAUGUACGAAAGGGUGAAGGACGUCGUGCUGACACAUUUGAAAGAGGCUGAAGGUGGUGUUGUCCACUUUACUGCUAGUAUUUGGGUCAGUAGCCAGACGAGGGAAUACCUUACCCUCACUGCCCAUUGGGCAACAUAUGAAUCAAGUGUCAGACCUCAAGGUCAGGACUUUCACUGCUCCGCCCUCCUAAGUGUCUCACAAAUAGACUGUGAUCAAGAUAUGCACAACAUCCCAAAACAGCUAGAGUAUCUUUGGGAUUCUUGGAUCACAUCAUCUGGUUUGAAAAUGGGUUUCACUGUAACUGACAGCAACACCAUCAAAAACACCUUAGAGGAACGUGGGCACAUGGUCAUGCAGUGUUUUGGCCACACCAUAGACCUCAUAGUCAGUGAAGCCAUAAAGAGCCAGAGAAUGGUUCAGAACCUGCUGAGUAUCGCGCGAAAGAUCUGCGAACGUGUGCACCGCUCGCCUAAGGCAAAGGAGAAGCUAGCUGAGCUCCAGAAGGUCCACCAGCUGCCAGAGAACCAGCUGAUUCAGGAUGUCCCUUCUAAGUGGAUGACAUCUUUUUUCAUGCUGGAGCGGCUGGUGGAGCAGAAGAACGCCAUCGACGAGCUGUCGAUAGAGUGCAGUUUCAGGGAAAUGAUCAGUUGCGAUCAGUGGGAAGUGAUGUUGUCAGUCUGUAAUGCACUGAAACCUUUUGAAGUUGCCUGCAGGGAGAUGAGUAACCGCACCGCCACUCUGGGACAAGUGAUACCACUCAUUCACAUCCUCAAUCGAAAAAUAGACAUGUUGUUUGAUGAGACUGUAGGGAUAGACAACAUGCUCAAGUCUUUAAAGGAGGCAAUGGUGAGCAGGAUGUCUUCAACUCUGCACGACCCACGAUACACCUGGGCAACAAUGCUGGACCCGCGAUACAAGACGUCUUUAUUCACAGAGGAGGAAGCUGAGCAAUGUAAACAAGCCCUAAUCCAGGAACUGGAUUUGUCCUUUUCUACCUCAGUUGCAGACUCUUCGCUCCCCAAUGGCUGCAAUGAGGUCCCCAUCACGUCCAACAGUUCCCUCUCCAACAAGGACAGCCUCUGGUCUCUAAUGGCUGACAUCCGACAAAAAAUAAAGCACGACGAAAAGCCAAAGUCUUCAGAGCUGGCAGUGCUGGAGUACCUUGAGGAAGACAUACUGGAUCAAAGCUGUGACCCUCUCGACUAUUGGAACCUGAAAAAGUUCUUGUGGCCCGAACUUGCCAAAGUAGCUGCCCGUUACGUGGGCUGCCCUCCCAGCAUUAUCCCAGCGGAAACGCUGUUCAGUACAGCUAGCAUGAACUGUUCCCUAAGUCAUCCCUGGCCUUUACUGGAAAACAUGGAGGGUCUACUGUUCCUCAAGGUCAACCUUCCUUUGAUUUAUUUUCAGUACUGAUUAAUAAUUGAGCAGCAACUUGAAAACCCUUAAUUAAGGACCAAGUUAUACAACUGUGAAUUUUUGUUUUUUCUUUUUGGGGAAAAAUGUAAAAUUUUUACACUGAUAAAUUUAUUAUGAAAGUUAAGUAAAGGCCAGGUAUGAGGUUUUAUUGUAUUCUGUGUACUACUGUUAAACACUGUCAGGCUGCUGAUGAUGGGGAAAAAUAAAUCUCAGCCAAAAGUGUAUCAGGGAGGGAAGGAUUUUCUGUUUUAUUUUUAUUUUUUUUUAACUAGCUGUAGGGGUUGGUGUGUGUGUGCGUAUGUGUGUGCUUGUUAAGUGAUGUAUUUGUGUGUCUACUCUCUCCUUGUGCCUUAUCCAAAAACUACUUCAGGUCAAAAACGCUGUAAAUAUUUUUUUUUAAUUGUGCAGAUUACUUCAGGAUGCUUCUGAUUACGAUGGCAUAUCGCUUGACUAGAAUUGUUUUUCUAAAUGAAAACAUGGCCCAAAAAUAAAUGCUGUGACUAUUUUAAGUUAAUGUUAUUUAAUUUCUAGUGUGACUUUGUGGCUCAUGGUACCGUUAUUUAGAAUUAGACACUUUCCCCCCCCCCCCCCUUUGUUUGUUUUUUUUUUUUACAAUUGCUGAAAAGUUUUAAUAAGAUCCUGUAUAAUAUUGCUGUUUUUUCAGAAUAAGAUGUUCAUUUGUUUAAGCACAAUUUAAGUUUAUGUCCCGGGGUUUAAAUUAUGGGUUUUGUUAUUGAGUGAAAUGAUGUACUGUACAUUUUUAUAAAUGAUUUCUGAACUUAAUUUCAUAAAUGUAUGACAGACUGGAACCAUAAAAUUUUUGUGGUAACUUGUAAAUAAAGGUGUUCCAUGCUUCA
Molecule: messenger RNA, 5178 nt
Organism: Thalassophryne amazonica
Lineage: Eukaryota; Metazoa; Chordata; Actinopteri; Batrachoidiformes; Batrachoididae
Gene: zbed4
Product: zinc finger, BED-type containing 4
Exons: 3
Coding region: 557-4318 (1253 amino acids)
Molecular function (GO): protein dimerization activity; DNA binding
Source: RefSeq, a predicted model, not a curated record